UGCACGACCCUGCACGGAAUAACCUACACCUUCUACGGCUACCCGGACAACGACCCGCCGGGGGCCGCCAUCGCGUACGAGUGCCCGCACCGCAGCGGCACCGGCACCGCCGGCGGGACGGGCACGUACGACGACCCACUGACCUUCGCGACCGCGCCGGGCGAGUUCGAGCUGUGCGAGGUCAUCUACUCGCCGUACCUGCAGAAGUACCUCAUCCACGAGGACUACUGCGAGAGCUGCACGCGGCACUGGCCGCACAUGUGGCAUGUGGACGUGUGGUUGGGCGGGGACUCCGUGGGCGCCGCGGCGGAGCAGCUGAGCUGCGAGGCGAGGCUGACGCCCGAGCGGGAGAGUCAGAGUGUCGUCAGGGGGCCGAGGGGGGAUUUGCCUGUUGAU
Aspergillus aculeatinus CBS 121060 is the source of this 396-nucleotide messenger RNA. RefSeq lists its product as uncharacterized. Lineage: Eukaryota; Fungi; Ascomycota; Eurotiomycetes; Eurotiales; Aspergillaceae. The record is from RefSeq and is a predicted model, not a curated record. The transcript has a single exon. The annotation marks the transcript as partial.